AUGAAGCAUUCCCAGCUGUCGUCGGUCACGGAUGCAUCGGAACAGUCACCUUUAGCGGACGCCCUGCCAAAGCCUGGCGCCGGUCCUCAUUCCCAGCGGAAACCUACACCAAGCCCGCUUCCUCUGGAAUGGACCCGUGUCCAGCGCAAACGCAAGCUUCCAGUGAAUGCCUCAUCGAGUCAAGAAAAUGCUGCCGAUCUAGACGAAUACUGCUGUGACGACGCUUCCUGUCGUCACGUAAUACGGCUCCGACGAGAACAACAAGGGGAACCAGAAAACAACGCUCACGACCAAGGCACUCCGUCGGCAUCGCAUAGGCGCUACGUAGGGAAGGCUAUCUUCCUACUCCACGACAGUAACCCCGACUGGAUUCAGGGGUACUUUUUCCCCAAUGGUGCGAUCAAGCCUUGGGGAUUGUUGGCGGUCCAACAAGACAUUGACGAAUGUCUGCAGUGCACGGCUGGUGGAUAUCGCGUGGUCCAGCUCACCAUUUUGCCGUUUGAUCGUACCAACAUGAUCAAGAAACAGAGCGUUGCUGCUGUUGAAUGGAUUGGUGGUGAUAUGAUGUGUUUGAAACAUCCAUUGGUCCAAAUGCAGGGAGAACAGCUCGUGACGGGAGAAAAGGCGGUACCAACCGUAGAGACCAUCUUUGCUACCUUACUAACCAAACUACGGUCGUCCCGGGAAUCCGAGUCUACCACCACUCCCGUACUGAAAUUGCUUCCGGAUCUCGCCAUUGUAAGUGGCACAAUGCAAAUUCUCAUGCCGUACUCCGAUGUCGACGACAUGCUCUGGUAG
This is a messenger RNA of Phaeodactylum tricornutum CCAP 1055/1, 798 nucleotides long. RefSeq lists its product with no specific name. The record is from RefSeq and is a predicted model, not a curated record. The coding region runs from base 1 to 798 and encodes 265 amino acids. The transcript has a single exon. Lineage: Eukaryota; Bacillariophyta; Bacillariophyceae; Surirellales; Neidiaceae.